AGAUACCAUAGUGUUGCUUCCUGCGUUACAGCGUGGUGACCCGAUGUUCCUAAAUCUGAUGUCAGACUCUUCAUUAUGGCUCAUGUGAUCAAAUUCAUUUCAAUGUGAAGGAGAUCUCAUCUAGGUUUCUGUUAUGGUAUCUUUCAUCCAGUGCGUCAUUUUGUGUUAACUUCUGAGUUAAUAUGUGUGUCUUUCUUUAUAUUCUGAGGUUUAAUGCAUGUUUGUUUUCUCUGCAGGUCAUGGGUGCCAGGUGAGCCGCCCUGACAGGAGCAGUGUCUGCACCUUGUAGUGAUGGAUGCUGAGAAGAAACCAGAAGACAGCGAGGAUGGAACUGCAAACAAAGACGCACAGCACUCGAGGGCUGCUUCGUCCCAGGAUGUGGGGUGCGGGCCUGUGCCUGAGGUGGCAGCGAGUUCUGCCGAGAAUUCCACGAGCAAAAGAGCUUUCCCAGAGCCAUCACCCAGCGUUGCAGUGGAGGACGGACGUGAACAUGCUUCCAAACGAAUGAAGCCUGGGGAGCCCGAGCCCUGCCGGUCCCGAGAGCAGGGUGUUCAUGGGCUCUUGGCAGCGGGCAUCCCGCCAGGUGAGAUGAUGAAGACGUCCCUCCUGAGUGAGUGCGCAGAUGGGGACGCGCGUCCUCCCACCGCCUGCUCCCCGAGCUGCAGUUCUAGCACAGCUGACACUGUGUCUCUGAAAACAGACACUGAGAAGUCUGCUCAGGAAAUGGUCUCCCUUGACCCAGACACAGAAUCCUCUUUCUCCACAGAAGAGGCUGUUAGUGUUGGUUGUACCGUUGGGAAUGUGGAUGCAGCUUCCAAGUGCAGCAUGCGUGAGCAUUCGUUUUCCUCUUUGUCGGAUCUGGAGAAGCAGGCCCAGUGUCAUGUGCCACCGUCUAAAGAGCCUCCCCACUGCCCCUGCAGCCACGGAGCAGAGAGCAGCGCAGUGCUGCAGACUCACACCACACAGACACACGGGUGCCGGACGGUCUUUUCUUGUGACCUUUGUGGCUUUCAGUGUGUGGAAGAGAACCUUUUGAAUGCCCAUUGUCUUGGAAAAACACAUCUCCGGCGGCAGAAUCUCGCUGCUCGUGGAGGAUUUGUGCAGAUCUUAACAAAACAAUCUUUUCCUAAGAAACCAUGUACCAUUGGAACAAAGAAUGUUCGCAUAAAACCGAGAGUUUCUAAACAAAUAGCAAAGAAUAGUGACUCUAAAGGACUAAAAAAUGGUGGAAGCAAAUUGAAAGACUUGAGAAGCAGCAUUUCUAAGCAGAGUGGCAGUGGCAGCGAGCUCCUUGUUGAAAUGAGGCCGUUCAGGAGUACUGCGCUAGAAAAGGGAGAGGUUGUGGAAGAAAAUGCCACUUCCCUUGGUGCAGCUCAAACUCCUGAAAACCAGAGUAAAAAGUUAGGAGCCUUAGUAACCUCACAGGGUCUCUUAGAUAAAUUGGAAUCUUCCAGAAAGACCCUACAGACAGCUCAGGGUCUCAGCGCAACCCCAAGACCCAGACCUGAGCGGAAUGUUCUCAUGCUGGCUAAUAGCUUCCGCCGACGAAGUGGCACUUUCCCACUGAAAGGCCAGGCCAAGAAAAGGUUUACGCUUUUAGGAAUUAAUAAAAGAGGUGCUAGUGAAACUUCCAGGAUAUAUAUGAAACACUUCAGAGCACAGAUGAAAACAGAUGAUGUGGAGUCCAUGCCUAAACACAUGGAAACAGGUGGCAGUGCCCAUGGUCUAUGUGUAACUUCCUCAGAGACCCAGGACCAGAAGCAGAGCGAGAGAAACACCCACCUCGCGAGCGCCUUAGACCCUCCGACAGCGAGGGCAGCUUCUGACUGUCAGAUAUCCUGUACUUGCACACACUGUGGCCAGGUGGCCACGAGUACGACUGAGUUGGAAGUCCAUGUGAACAGCUGCCAUGCAGGAGAGGUGAAGUUGUCCUGCCAGACCUGGGACCUUCCCAUUGCCUCGAGGAGGGACCUGCAUGAGCACUUGCAAAGUCACCAGCAUCAGCAAACGGCCUCUGUGCUCAGUUGUCAGUGCUGCUCGUUUACUUCCUUGAGUGAAACAAAUCUCAGAGACCACGUGAAGGAAAAGCACGGUAUGGGCUUCCUUUGUCCCCCCUGUAAUCUGUUCUUCUUGUCUGAGAAGGAUGUGGAGGAGCACAGGAUGACUGAGAAGCAUAUUCGCUUAUUGGUUCAACCAAAGACUUCUCAAUCAUUUAACAAUGAUUCGGAUUUACAGACUUUACCGUUAAGUACUUUAGACUCAGAAAACAUAAAGGAACCCCUGAGUGAGUCAGGAGGAGCAGCUGCAGAAGAAGUGGCUCCACCCCGGCUGAGCCUUGGAAGCGAAGGAAGGCACGUGAGCAGGCCGCAGUUUCAGUGCAAAAAGUGCUUUUACAAAACGCGGUCCUGCUCUGUCCUCACACGGCACAUAAAGCUCCGGCAUGGCCAGGACUACCACUUCCUCUGUAAAGCAUGCAACCUGUAUUCACUGAGCAAGGAGGGGAUGGAGAAGCACAUUAAGAGGAGCAAACAUCUUGAAAAUGCUAAGAAAAACAAUAUUGGCUUAAGCUUUGAAGAAUGCAUUGAAAGGGUCUGUAUAGGUGCAAAUGACAGAAAAGAAGAGGUUACCAUUUCUGGAAAGGAAAGGACAGGAGGCGACGGAGAAGGUGCGCACUUGCAGGAGGGUCCCUCUCUGGGGAAGAGCCCCACUGCCCAGGAGCAGGAACAGUCUGGAAUCAUCGCCAAAGAUGAGGACUUAGCUUUGACCACCACACCAAAGAGGGGGAGACCCAAAGGCAGCGUCUCACGGACGUGUUCACACUGUGGCCUCUUGGCCUCUAGUAUUACAAACCUGACCGUGCACAUUAGACGAAAACACAGUCACCAAUACAGUUACCUAUGCAAGGUGUGUAAGUAUUACACGGUAACUAAGGGAGAUAUGGAGCGUCACUGUGCCACCAAGAAACACAGGGGACGUGUAGAAAUAGAAGCUAAUGGAAAACGAAGUUCAGAGAUCGUUGUUGGCCCCGAAGGGGGUAACCUCGAAGCCUGCAGCAGGAGCACCAGUUCAGAUGAACAUGCCAUUAAGUCAGCUGAACCAGAUCCCUCCAGUUUAGAAAAGCUGGGACAAGAGCAUGGAGAUCCAAUUGAAGUCGAAGUUGAAAAUGUGCUUCAUCCUACCAAUGGAGAAGCCAGCAGUCACCUUAUGGAUGAGAGGAAGCAAGUAUCUCUAGAGCCAGAAGACCUGGUGCAGCAGGGGGAGGCGUGCUCGCAGAGAGGUGCCCCGGGCACAGGUGACAACAGAUGUGCACACUGCGCGUUUAGCGCUUACUCUUCUGCCUCCCUAGGACUGCACGUCAAACGGAAACACACGAAAGAGUUUGCAUUUUAUUGCAUGGCCUGUGAUUACUAUGCUGUGACUCACCGAGAGAUGACCAGGCACGCGGCCACUGAAAAGCACAAGAUGAAGAGGCAGCCUCGCCUGAGCACAGCUGACGUGGGGGCAGGUCCCUCAGGAUCGUCCAGAAACAUCGUCAUACCUGAGGCGCAGCAUCAGCAAAGUUCUGAAGAAUUUCAGGUAGUGUCAGACCAAUCACCUGAAGCUCUUAAACCUAGCAACGCUGCUGGUGGUUCUGUUUUAGAUGAGAAUACGAACUUAGACAUGUCUAAAGUACUCUGUGUUCCUGAUGCCAUAGAGGUGGAGACUGAAGAAGAAUCUAAUCUCAGUGAAGAUCCUUCCUUUUGUGAAACUUUCCAACAGCCUCCUGCCAAGGACAAAGUUAGGACACCUGAGGAGAUGGUGACCCUUAACAUUUCCUCUAAUGGCUCCCCAAGCAAACUUCAGAAUGGAAAUUCAGGAAGCUCAGCCUUGAAUUAUGAGACAGCAAAGAACAACCACAGCAGGUUGAGUGACAUCGGUGAUCCAGAUGCACAUCCUGAGAGUGAUGGAGGGAGUGGAGGAGACCACGCAGAUGAGGUCCUCAGCAAACACGGAUGCCCCAGAGUUCUGGGUGGAGCCCAUUCAGCUGAGAGCACCGUCCCUGUUGUGAUGAGAAUGACAGGAGGACAGCUGCACCUGGAUAGCUGUGGUCAAGACCAAGUGGGAAACACAUCGAGUUCAGCUGAUUUGAAAGCUAUGCAAGAAGAUCCUGUUUUGGAAAAUAAGGAAAUUCUGAUGGAUUCCCAGCAUGAAACUGAAAUUAUUUUGGAAGAAGAUGGGCUGGCUUCUGAUAGCACCAUUGAAAGUAACGAUGUUUAUGAAACUAUAAUGAACAUUGAUGAAAAAGGACAGGCCCUGUACAGCUUUGGCCGGUUUGAUUCUUCCAUUGUCAGAAUAAAGAACCCGGAAGAUGGUGAAUCGAUAGACCAACCCGAAGAGGGUCUGAUGGCCACGGAAGUGAGAAUGAGUGAGUCGCCCUCAAAAGACUGUGCUCAAGGCCUGAAAAAGAAGAAAUCCGAAGGCAGCUCCUUUAGCGAGUCCACACGCAUCCGCUGUGAUGACUGCGGCUUCUUAGCAGAUGGCUUGAGUGGACUGAACGUCCACAUAGCCAUGAAGCACCCUACAAAGGAGAAGCACUUCCAUUGUCUGCUGUGUGGAAAGUCCUUCUACACAGAGAGCAACCUGCACCAGCACUUGGCCAGCGCCGGGCACCUGAGGAAUGAGCAGGCCAGCGUGGAGGAGCUGCCGGAGGGUGGGGCCACCUUUAAGUGUGUCAAGUGUACGGAGCCCUUUGACUCAGAGCAGAAUUUGUUUCUGCACAUUAAAGGGCAGCAUGAGGAACUGCUGCGGGAGGUGAACAAGCACAUAGUGGAGGACACCGAGCAGAUUAACCGCGAGCGAGAGGAGAACCAGGGCAACGUCUGCAAGUACUGCGGCAAGCUGUGUCGCAGCAGCAAUUCCAUGGCAUUCCUGGCUCACAUCCGCACGCACACAGGAUCAAAACCAUUCAAGUGCAAGAUCUGCCAUUUCGCAACCGCUCAGCUUGGCGAUGCCAGGAACCAUGUCAAAAGGCACCUUGGGAUGAGGGAAUACAAGUGCCAUGUGUGUGGGGUUGCUUUUGUAAUGAAGAAGCACUUAAAUACUCAUCUACUAGGCAAACAUGGAGUUGGCACCCCUAAAGAAAGGGUAUUUCUAGGAUAUCCUCUGCUUUGAACAAUAUUUAUAUAAGCAGUAAC
This is a messenger RNA of Miniopterus natalensis, 5174 nucleotides long. Lineage: Eukaryota; Metazoa; Chordata; Mammalia; Chiroptera; Miniopteridae. The record is from RefSeq and is a predicted model, not a curated record.